Messenger RNA from Perognathus longimembris pacificus (Pacific pocket mouse), 1805 nucleotides. RefSeq names its product notchless homolog 1 (gene Nle1). Gene Ontology annotation, biological process: Notch signaling pathway; ribosomal large subunit assembly. The coding region runs from base 18 to 1472 and encodes 484 amino acids. The record is from RefSeq and is a predicted model, not a curated record. The transcript has 13 exons. Gene Ontology annotation, cellular component: nucleolus. NCBI's taxonomy places the organism in Eukaryota, Metazoa, Chordata, Mammalia, Rodentia, Heteromyidae. Gene Ontology annotation, molecular function: protein binding.
ACGUGGGUGCGGGCAGGAUGGCGGCGGUGGCGGAGGCGGAGGCGCGCGACGUGCAGCGGCUGCUCGUGCAGUUCCAGGAUGAGGGCGGGCAGCUGCUGGGCUCCCCGUUCGACGUGCCGGUGGACAUCACCCCCGACCGGCUGCAGCUUGUGUGCAACGCGCUGCUGGCGCAGGAGGAUCCUCUGCCCCUGGCUUUCUAUGUCCAUGAUGCCGAGAUCAUCUCCUCGCUGGAGAAGACGCUGGAGGAGUCCCAGGCAGUGGAGACAGAGAAGAUUCUUGAUAUCAUUUAUCAGCCCCAAGCUAUCUUCAGGGUGCGGGCUGUGACCCGCUGCACCAGUUCCUUAGAGGGUCACAGCGAGGCAGUCAUUUCAGUGGCCUUCAGCCCCACCGCAAAGUACCUGGCCAGUGGCUCUGGCGACACCACUGUGCGCUUCUGGGAUCUCAGCACAGAGACACCACAUUUCACUUGCAAGGGACACAGACAUUGGGUGCUUAGCAUAUCCUGGUCCCCAGAUGGCAAGAAGCUGGCCUCAGGCUGCAAGAAUGGCCAGAUUCUCCUGUGGGACCCGAGCACAGGGCAGCAGGUGGGCAGGACCCUUACUGGCCACAGCAAGUGGGUCACGGGCCUGAGCUGGGAGCCCCUCCACGUGAAUCCAGAGUGCCGUUAUGUGGCCAGCAGCUCCAAGGAUGGCAGUGUGCGGGUCUGGGACACAACUGCAGGCCGCUGUGAACGCAUUCUCACCGGGCACACCCAGUCAGUCACUUGCCUCCGUUGGGGAGGAGAUGGGCUUCUAUACUCUGCCUCCCAGGACCGCACCAUUAAAGUCUGGAGGGCGCAUGAUGGCGUGCUGUGCCGGACUCUUCAAGGCCAUGGCCACUGGGUGAACACCAUGGCACUCAGCACUGACUAUGCCCUGCGCACAGGGGCCUUUGAGCCUGCUGAGGCCACAGUUAAUGCCCAGGACCUUCGGGGAUCCUUGCAGGAACUGAAGGAGAGGGCGCUGAGCCGGUACAACCUGGUGCGGGGCCAAGGCCCAGAGAGGCUGGUGUCUGGCUCAGAUGACUUCACCUUAUUCCUGUGGUCUCCAGCAGAGGACAAGAAGCCCCUCGCACGGAUGACGGGACACCAGGCCCUCAUCAACCAGGUGCUCUUUUCUCCUGACUCCCGUAUCAUGGCCAGUGCCUCCUUCGACAAGUCCAUCAAGCUUUGGGAUGGCAGGACGGGCAAGUACCUGGCUUCCCUGCGUGGCCACGUGGGUGCUGUGUACCAGAUUGCCUGGUCAGCUGACAGCCGGCUGCUGGUCAGUGGCAGCAGUGACAGCACCCUGAAGGUGUGGGACGUGAAGGCCCAGAAGCUGGCUGCAGACCUGCCUGGCCACGCAGAUGAGGUGUAUGCUGUGGACUGGAGUCCUGAUGGCCAGAGAGUGGCAAGUGGUGGGAAGGACAAGUGCCUCCGGAUAUGGCGGAGAUGAAGAGUCCCACAGUUCUCCAACCCCUCCUCCCCCACUUGAACUCCACCCCAGCCAGAAAACGAUGGCUGGUAGUGGUGCUCGUGGCUUCCUGACAGACCCCAGCCGUGUCCUACCCACAGGAACCCUGCCUGUGGCUUGAAGCUCAAGGUGUUAUUGCCGAACUCAGCCCCAUGCACACCACUCUGUUCCUUGUUGGUGCUAGUGGUGGUAGGGAGUCCAGCUCCCAUGUGCAGCUUCUGCUGCUGCCCCUGUCUCCUUUUCCAUGUGUCAGCUCUGUUGAGGCUCAGUCAGAUCCCAAGUUCUAUGGCCAAAUAAAUAACUUAUUUUUAUGUG